This is a messenger RNA of Rhinichthys klamathensis goyatoka, 2169 nucleotides long. It is a transcript of the gene eri2, whose product is annotated as ERI1 exoribonuclease family member 2. The record is from RefSeq and is a predicted model, not a curated record. Gene Ontology annotation, biological process: exonucleolytic trimming to generate mature 3'-end of 5.8S rRNA from tricistronic rRNA transcript (SSU-rRNA, 5.8S rRNA, LSU-rRNA). NCBI's taxonomy places the organism in Eukaryota, Metazoa, Chordata, Actinopteri, Cypriniformes, Leuciscidae. Gene Ontology annotation, molecular function: 3'-5'-RNA exonuclease activity; nucleic acid binding; zinc ion binding.
GCUCCGCUGAGAACACGUGUCACAACAACAAGCAUGCGAAACCGGAAGUGCAGCAUAACAACGGAAAUGUGCGGUUAAUUCAAAACUGCGCGAGUGUUUUCAGCGUUUUUAUUUGUGCUGUGACGAUUAACUCUAAUCAUGUUUGAGAUGUUUAACGUUUAUUAAGUAAUUCAGCAGAUGUGUGUGUUUAACGCGAGUGUGAAGAACAGCAACAACAUGUCAACAAAGAGUCUGGCGAAAGAGCUGGGUCUGAUCCGGAGGCGCAGUCAGUCGUCAGGAGCUCAUCAGUCUUUACGCCAGCAGCGCUUCUCCUUCCUCAUCAUCAUUGACUUCGAGUCGACGUGCUGGAGAGAGAAGAACAGCUUCAGGCCGGAGAUCAUCGAGUUUCCAGCGGUUCUGCUGAAUCUGUGUAACGGAUCCGUCGAGUCUGAGUUCCACUCGUUCGUCCAGCCGCAGGAACACCCGGUGCUAUCAGGCUUCUGCUCGCAGCUCACGGGCAUCACACAGGAUCAGGUGGACUCCGCCCCCCCGCUCCACAUCUGCCUGUCCAGGUUCGUGCGCUGGCUGCAGGGCCUCCAGCAGGAGAGGGGCGUGGCCUACGAGACGGACAGCUCUGGCCCCGCCCCCUCAGGACACGCCUGCGCUUUCGUCACAUGGUCAGACUGGGAUCUGGGUGUUUGUUUGCUGUACGAGUGCAAGCGGAAGCAGCUGAGAGUUCCUGAAGCUCUGAAGAGCUGGAUCGACCUGCGUGCCACAUACAGGCUGUUCUAUAACAGGAAGCCCAAGGGUCUGAGAGGAGCUCUGCUGGACCUCGGCAUCCAGUUCACCGGCCGAGAGCACUCAGGUCUGGUGGACGCGAGGAACACGGCUCUGCUGGCGUGGAGGAUGGUGUGUGACGGCUGUUUCAUGACCCUCACCAGGACUCUGCAGCGGGCACUGGUGAAGCCCAGACCUCAGCGGGGGAACAUCUGUGCAACGCCGAGUGUGUGUGACAAGCCGCAGACGAGUGUGUGGCGCUCUGCUCUGAGUGUGUGUGACGAGCCGCAGACGAGUGUGUGUCGCGCCGCUCAGAGUGUGUGUGACGAGCCGCAGACGAGUGUGUGUCGCUUCGCUCCAAGUGUGUGUCUCGCCGCUCAGAGUGUGUGUGACGAGCCGCAGACGAGUGUGUGUCGCUUCGCUCCAAGUGUGUGUCUCGCCGCUCAGAGUGUGUGUGACGAGCCGCAGACGAGUGUGUGUCGCGCCGCUCAGAGUGUGUGUGACGAGCCGCAGACGAGUGUGUGUCGAGCGCUGGUGUCGCUGGUCACCGUCCUCUCCAGCACAAACACACCGCUGGGAAACCUCCAGAAGACUAGCAACACCGCGCUGGCCGGGCUCUCCGACACGACCUACGACCCCGAGACCCCAGACGCCUGCUGGAGCGACGGAGUCCUGCUGACCGAGGAGGGGGAGGAGCCUGUUGCUCUGGGGGAGGAGCCUGACGAGAACAGACCCAACGAAACCACAUCAGACCGGCUCAAACCCACCGUCUCCUGUGUCUCCACCAGUCUCUUUAAAACACCCAGACCGGUCCCUCACACACUCACACACACAAACUCACACACACACACAGACCCGUACGGGCCGCUCUCUCGCUUCUUAGGCCACGCCCCCUUCAGCAUUCACAGAGACACACCCACCAGCACUCACAGAGCCCCGCCCCCCAGCAUCCACAAAGCCCCGCCCUCCAGCGCUCUCAGAGCCCCGCCCCCCAGUGUUCGCAGAGACACGCCCCUCGGCAUUCACAAAGCCCCGCCCCCCAGCGUUCACAAAGCCCCGCCCUCCAGCGCUCACAGAGCCCCGCCCCCCAGUGUUCGCAGAGACACGCCCCUCGGCAUUCACAAAGCCCCGCCCCCCAGUGCUCACAGAGCCCCACCCCCCCUCAGGCCCCGCCCCCCUGGCCCCACUGCUGCCAGUGUCUCUGGGAAGCGCACGGCUCCUCUGUGUGUGUGUGGCCGCAGGGCCCGGCGCCUGACGGUGGGGAACGGGGGCCCGAACCACGGGCGUGUGUUCUUCUGCUGCCCCGUCACACGCCACCGCUGCGGCUUCUUCCAGUGGGAGUCUGGGCCAAUCACGGCCAGAACACUACACGCCUGCAGAUCCACUGCACUCAGAUGAGCACAGUCACGCCUG